CCUUUUGGGCAUUCCUUACUUUUUGCCAACAUUUCUAUUUUGGAAUACAGAGAUGUGCUCCAGCUCAAGCCUCGUUUGUGAUGGAUCAGUACAAGAGAUUCCUAUGCAUACGAUGAGAAUUCACUAAUGAAAACUUAGUGCUCCAAGGAUGCUUGGCUCAGCAAAAAGAACACUAGAUGACACCACUGGAGAUUUCAAAUUUAGCUCCAGAAAAGGUUGCGUUUCUCACUCAAAAUAACCAGGCACCUAAGUGUCAUACUGAAACUGAAUGGCAGCAUGUAACUGCAGCUCUGGGUACUUCUUUUCGGAGUUGAGAGAACCAGCUGGAGUUGGAACAAGUGCUGCCCUAAAUAACUUUAUGUACAAGGUGGACCCUCUAAGUGGACCCUCUUGAAUUUUAGGAAUCUGAAGCUGUUUUAUAGGUUUUGCUACUAAACGUCUUCUCCCAAGUGACUGAACUUUGAAUCCAUUUGAGAUUUCCAUUUUAUUAACUUUGGUGCAAGAAGAUCUGUUUUAGUGGUUUAUUCAUACUGCUGUGCACUGUGGCAAGGUUGUGUUUGAUGUGAAAAUUACUUUGACAGCCUGGUUUCAUGCAGCUAUUAACAAAGGAGGGGGAACCCAUUGUUAUUUGGUGAAUAUGCUUCCACUGGCUACAGUUACCUGGACAUUUCUUGGGUAUCUGUUAGUAUUUUUAGAACUGCUUGUUGAAGUCGGCACUUUCAAUUUGUCUGCCUUCAUGAGAUGUCCCGAGGCUUGCAUUUGUACAGCUGAUCUUUUGAGCUGUGCCAGACAGGAGCUCCAUCAGAUCCCUGCCACCCUGCCUCCUACGGCCACCACCUUGGACCUCAGCCACAACGCCAUCACUCACCUUAAUGACCACUGGCUGGCAACCUUACCACGCCUUCACACCCUCAGGAUCAGCCACAACCAGAUCAAUGACCUCUCGCAGAAGGUGUUCCACAAUGCCAUUUAUCUUGUGCACCUGGACAUGUCUUCCAACUGUCUGCACGCUGUCAAGAAGCACUAUUUUGAAAACCUUGUGAACUUGCAAGAGCUCUUGCUAUACAACAACAAAAUUGUAGAAGUAGAUGGAAAUGCUUUUGUCAAGCUCAUCAGUUUGCAAAAGAUCUAUCUGAGUUGGAAUCGGAUAGCUAAAUUCCCAUUCAUAUCCAUUCAAGGAUUCAAACACACUCACUUGAGGACCCUUGAUCUUUCUACCAACAAUUUAAGCAGCAUUCCUGUUGAAGUAAUAGCAGCCUUGCCUUUCUAUAUAAAAAAUGGUUUAUAUCUUCACAACAAUCCUGUGAAAUGUGACUGCUCUCUCCAUCAGAUGCUUCAAGAAUGGAAACGUCAUGGCUUCAGUUCUGUGCAGGAUUUCACAGAAGAGCAUACCUGCAAAGCCUAUAGCAAUGUGCCACGAUCUAUAGUCAAUACCUUCAAGUAUAAGGAUUUUGAAAACUGCUCCAGAAGCCUAAAAGAACUGAGUAUUCCGGAGAUCCCCUGCAAAGUGGGAGAAUCCUUAGUAAUUCACUGCAACACAAGCCUUCAUGAUGACAACACUACCGUUUAUAGGUGGUUCUCUCCCAAGCAUGAAUCAUUCAUGUACCCUGAGCACAGUGAUAAGACACACAAAGUUUUACAAAAUGGAAGCCUAAAGAUUACAAAUCCUAAGCUUUUGCAUUCUGGUGUUUAUCUGUGUGUAGCCAUCAGCAAGCACCAAAAGAUCAAUGCAACUUAUGAAGUCAACAUCACAGUCCAGCACCCCAAAUUGGUUGACUCCUUCAAUACUGGCAUCACAACCCUCUUAGGGUGUGUUGUCAGUUUGUUGCUAGUUCUCCUGUACUUGUACCUCACACCAUGUCGCUGCUCCAAGUGCUUCAAGAUGCCUGCAAGUCCUCCUCAAGACUGCAGUGCCCAAUCAUCUAUACUGAGUACCACCCCACCAGCCACCGAUGGGCCAAACCGCAAGAUCAGCACAAACAAGCAUGUUGUUUUCCUAGAGCCCAUCAAAGAGGCUCAGAAUGGCAAGGUCAGACUGGCUGUUGGCGAGGACUUCCCUGACGCUAAAAGCCCCAAGCUUCUGCAGCUUAAGUUGGACUCUGAAUCCAUCAGUUCAGUCUUUUCAGAUCGCCCUAUCAUGUCCUAUGAAGCAGAAGAGCUGUCACAGGCAGAUGGGUAGCAAGCCAUCCCCAAGAGGUAUGUAACUGCGGAGUAGGGGUAGAGAAGGAUCAACUUAUUUUCCAUUGUGGAAGGGAAAUACAAGACGUAUUUAUGAGGGAGUUUUUCACCAAAAUACAAAGAUAAUGGACAAUGGAUCAUUCUUAUUUCCCAUGAUUUCCCUCAUCAUAAAGAAUGAAAUAAUUCCUUUUAGCAAUUCCAGUCUGACUGCUCCAAAAUCUAUUCAUUAUACACCACAAAGGCAGAAACCUUCAACGAAAAAGAGAUUGAAAACUCUUUAUACACACCCAAGGACUGCAGCCUGCUCUAUAAAAGAGACAGUAUGUUCCAGCAGAGGGAAUCCCCCUCACUUUAGAAAACUGCUGUAUAAUUCAAGCUUGUGUUACAGUAUUGACCUUCAGGGUAUGAACAUUUGCUAUAGAACAAGCUUGUAUUUCUGGACAAGAAAAGACUGCCUUCAUUACCUAAACAGAGGUCUCUUCUUUUAUUUGUGGAACUGGUUUCAUCUGAUAGUGCUUGCAAUAUUAAUUUGAACAAUGUUUCUGAGUCCACUCUUUCCAUUAUCAGGGCUUCUCUAAGCAACUCCCAGCAUGGUUAAAAAAUGAAGCAAGGCUCCAUGCAAGGAGGUCACUAGCCCUGCUCAAGAUGACCACUUCACAUUCUUGGAUAUGUGCAGUCAGCCACCAGGGAAGAUUUGCAGCUGCUGGCUAAAAGAUCACAAUAGACAUGCUGAGCUUCAGGAAAGAAAUCUUCGUAAAUGAGAUGCUACCACCGCAGGGAAAGGAAGUGGAAAAUUGGUGCUCGUAUUACUUUCUCUCCUGGCUGCUCCCAGGAACAUUCUCAAAUUGCAAAACAAAACAAAAGCAAGCAGAAAACACAAAAAAACUCAAACCCAAAACAGAAUACGCUAGUGCCGAUCUGUUCAAAAACAAAUCUUCUAAGGAAGUGCUGGAGAUGUAUGCCUUAAAAUAAAAACUAAUGAUAUAUUAUACGCUUAUACUAUUAUGUUCAAGAGAAUCUUACUGCUCCCCUUCAUAUCUCAUCAAUGGCUGUGGUUUCAGAGCCCCCACCCCCCACCCCCUUUGCUACUGGCUCUAAUUUCUUCCCCACCAGCUGGUUUCUGGCUUCUACUUUCCCUCUACUAGCCUCCUCUUCUCUUUGUCAUGGAUGCUUCUGCCAUAACAGUGGAUACGAAUCACCACUUGAAUUCUAGGAUUUUUUUUUGUGAUGUAUGCAGGUGUUGCUACUUAUGUUUGAGAUGGUUUGGCUACUAUGUUAGAUGGAGGCAACUAUUUUAUGGCCACUAUCCAAACUGAUCUUCAGACAAUGCAGUAUCUCCUAGAAUUAAGAAUAUACCUUUAAAGCUAAUCUCAGGGGAGCAGUGCUCAUUCUUAGCUUUCUUAGCUCCAUUAUUCCAUUUUUCCUUUCAAUCAAAGAAAUCUCAAAAUGUAUUUCUAGAUAUGUAAAAGGGGAAACUGUACUGCUUCCAGGAGAUGAGGAACUUACAGAGUCCUUAUAGAUCGGGGUCAACAUUCUUAGCCAACAGUCUAGAACAGAACCCGGGGGCCUUGUGCCUUGUCUGGAUUCAGUAGUAUUCAUUUCCUCCUCUGAACAUUAUAUCCAGGUGCAUACAAAUUUUCUUCAAUGCUGUUUGAGAUCAUCUUUCAUAUAUAUUGUACCAUAGAUCAAAGAGACUUCCUUAGCACUGGAAAGGGGAAGUCAAGUUUACAUGGUUUGGUCAUUUGCUCUGACAAAAUGUCACAAUUUAAUAUAUGCCACAAAACUAUAGUUUAUUGUGUUAAAUGUAGUUAUUUCCCUCUCCCCCCUUUAUUUUCUGCUCAUAUGACUUUAAAGAAGGGGGAUAUCUAUUCUUUCGUUCUGGGUUUUUUUGCCUUGUGAUCUUUCAGUCACAUGACAUUUAAGACUCUACAGAUAUCCAUCAAAGUUUGAUAUACACUACCGGUAUAUUGGCAGCAUCUUCCUCUAGCAGACCUUCCUCUGGUAACCCAGCUGCCAGAGAUGCAUUCUCCUAUCAGCUGCUGUGACCUGAACCCUUGAUUGGCUCUAGACUGAGAGCAUCAUCUGCAUGCAGGAAAGUUAUUUUUAACCACAUGAAUUAUGUGCCAAACUCAAUUUUUUAAUGAACCCAGUCUUGGAAACAGUGGUAAAAUCUCGAAGUGCCAACACACAAUUAGUCCACAUGGAAAGACCUCAGAUUUUCCAGACAUCAUGCAUUUAAAUUUUCCCUGCAGUGCUUUAGUCACUCAGGGAGUUUGUCCUCAAAAGCACAGCAAGGUCGGAUUUUCAAGACAAGCAAUAAAUCCCCACCAAAAAGCUGCUUUUAAACUAGUUGGCAGUAAGGAUACGUUUCUGAGCAACCUAGCUUUUUUACCUUCCUAUAUUACUCUUACUUUACAAAAGAGAUGUAGAGCUGAAAACUGAAUCAGAAAUACCUAGCAGGGCCAGCCUAAGCCUUGUAACCCCCCAGUUGCCAUAGUGACACAGCACUUAACACACAAACACAUACACAACCCCAUGGACUUCACUGGAUACAAAAGGGCAUAACUGUGCUUAAGGUAGAACUACAAAUUGAUUUAAUUCAUUUUGCAGAGUCAUUUUUAUGGACAGUUUUUUUGCAGACUAUUUGGAAGAUUGUGAAUGAAGUUAGCCUCAGUGUGGGGAAAUCACAAAUUUCAGACCCUGAAAAUGUUCUAAUGAAACUAAUGAUAUAUACCUCACUUCCUCCACAGGAGGGCAUAUUUGUCUUAUCAUUAGCCAGAGUGAGACUGUAUAUACCAUCUCUUAGAUCUAGGUGGUGGUAGUAAACUAAUCAACCCUCAC
Messenger RNA from Sphaerodactylus townsendi, 5019 nucleotides. RefSeq names its product adhesion molecule with Ig like domain 3 (gene AMIGO3). Gene Ontology annotation, biological process: brain development. The transcript is spliced from 2 exons. Gene Ontology annotation, molecular function: protein binding. NCBI's taxonomy places the organism in Eukaryota, Metazoa, Chordata, Lepidosauria, Squamata, Sphaerodactylidae. Bases 638 to 2179 code for a protein of 513 amino acids. The record is from RefSeq and is a predicted model, not a curated record.